AUGAUAGGAAUGGACGAAACCAAUUAUGAGAAUGACCUAUAUGAUGGCGGUUACUUGGAUACGUUCCGUACACUUGAUUUUUCCUCUGCGGUCGUCAAGGGACGGGAACUUAAUUAUAGUUCUGGCAUUUGGGAUUUGGUGAGCAUUGACCUAUCUUUCAACCAAUUAACUGGGGUAAUCCCAGAAGAAAUAGCUGCUCUUGAUGCAUUGAUAAACUUGAAUCUAUCGUGGAACCAAUUGAGUGGGACAAUCCCAAAUAAUCUUGGGGCCUUGCAGGCUUUGGAAUCACUUGACCUCUCAAGGAACAUGCUUUCUGGCAGAAUCCCUCCGAGCCUGUCAGAUUUAACCUACUUGAGCUACUUGGACUUGUCUGAUAACAAUCUAACAGGAAGAAUACCAUCAGGACGGCAGCUUGACACCCUCUACACACAGGAACCUUCUAUGUACAGCGGCAACAGUGGUCUUUGUGGGCUUCCUCUUCCAAUCAGUUGCCUGGGAAAGAAUGCAACAAGGCAAGAUGAUCAAAAGAGUAAUGAACAUUCCUUUGAGCCAAUGACCUUUUAUUUUGGACUCGCUCUGGGAUUUAUUUUGGGUCUCUGGGUGGUGUUUUGUGCCUUGUUGUUUAAGAGAGCAUGGAGGACUGCUUAUUUCUGCAUGAUUGACAAGACAUAUGAUCAGAUGUAUGUGUUUGCCGUUCUUACAUGGAAAAGCUGGGCUAGAAAGGGAACUACAAAUUGA
Messenger RNA from Triticum urartu, 738 nucleotides. The record is from RefSeq and is a predicted model, not a curated record. NCBI's taxonomy places the organism in Eukaryota, Viridiplantae, Streptophyta, Magnoliopsida, Poales, Poaceae.